AUUGCCAACCAUCUUCCCGUCCCAAGAUAUCUUCUCAAAUUUUCGAUUUCUCCUCCAUGGAAACUGAAGUUGCCGACGUGCUGACGAAAGUUGGGUGGAAGGAGCUUUGGACCUUUCUGUAUCCGUUAUCAACUGAAGCGGGGCCCCAGGGAAAAAGAUAUCCAGGAGCUAGUGAUUCCUUAGUGACAGAAGUCAUAAAAGAUGGAUCCAAAUUUGUCAGCUACUCACGAGUGGUCGAAUGGUUAUCAACAGAGUUAAACCAACUCGGUAAUUUGAAUGAACAUGUUAAUGCUAUCACAUCCCAGGAUGAUUCAAGCGCAUUCCUGCUGGAGAUAAGCUGUUUUUUGAAACAAUUAGGUUGUCAGUACAAAUCAUUGACUGAAGGGCAUUUAAACGACAGAUUCCAGUCUCCCUCUGAUAGAAUACUGCUUUUAGAUUAUUUAGCAACUGAGUUACUUGCCUCUCGAAUAAUUGCGAGGAAUUCCUCUGAAUCAACCAAUUUUAUGGUCACUUUGGAGGAGUCCUCAACCGCCAAAGACUUGAAAACAUGUUUGAGCGCUCUGAAAGUGUCUGUUCCUGUUAGACUUUCUCCUGAAAAAUUAUUUUCAGAAAUUCAGGGAAAGAUAAAGAUUGUUCUAGAGAAUGUGCCAAAAGAUCUAGUGAUUAAACCUUUAUUUAGCGGAGAAGUCUCUAUUCACCAGUGGGAUCGGAUCGCAGAAAUCUUUUCAGAAUUACAGUUGGAGUACAAAAUUCGAAGAAAAAUGUUACUGAAAAGGCUUGAUGUUACUGUGAAAUCCUUCAUGUGGUCCGAAAGAAUCGUUGGAAGAGAAGACGUUAUAGCCUCUGUAUACUAUCCAGUGCGACAGAGAUUGAAAGCAGACCCCAAUAUGGAAUUGGCAAAUGUUCUCUCUGCUGGAGAAGAAUUGGCACUGUUCGAAAAAACUUCCUCUAUGACAGUUAGAAUGGGUACUCAAUCCUCUGUGAACAAAGUUGUAAUUGGUAAUGUUCCAGAUCGAGGGGGAAGACCAAAUGAGCAGCAGGCACCACCACCUGAAAUGCCUAGUUGGAGUCAGAGGACAUCUGACAGAGGCUCUAGAGGGCAAGGAGGAUAUUCUUUUCUGGAUCGAAGAGGAGGUGAUAGAGGGGGAAACAGAAGAGGUUCGAAUCAAGAUCGAGGAGGAAGGGACAGAGAAGGUUGGAGGCAAGAACUAGACAAACACAGAAAAAAGGCCAAAAAAAGCUGGUAAAGAUGAUGAAGAUGAUAGCAAGUAUUACAGUCUCUUAGUUAGCUCCUAUCUCAGCAACUGAAACUGUUGCACAGCGUAUUCAAUCCCCUAAUACAGCUAGUUGUAACGCCGAGAA
Messenger RNA from Bemisia tabaci, 1362 nucleotides. Its product is annotated as protein FAM98A. The record is from RefSeq and is a predicted model, not a curated record. NCBI's taxonomy places the organism in Eukaryota, Metazoa, Arthropoda, Insecta, Hemiptera, Aleyrodidae. Gene Ontology annotation, cellular component: tRNA-splicing ligase complex.